GCUGCCGCCCAGCCUCACCAGCAGCACCGGCCAGCCGGGGGGCCAGAAGACACAUAACAAAAGGCAUCCGAGCUGCUCUCUGCGACCACAGUUGCAAUCAAAGCAGGGUGGUAGGGCGGGGGAGUUGUUGAUCGGAGCGCCUUCAGCUGAAACCCAGCACUCCCUUCACAACCAGCCUACUUAGGUUUGGGGCAAAGGCGCUUCCAACCCCCCAGCCCCCAAGAAAUAGAUUUACAUCAAAGAUGUCCUUUGGAAGAGACAUGGAGCUGGAACACUUUGAUGAGCGUGAUAAAGCACAGCGAUAUGGCAGAGGGUCACGAGUAAAUGGUCUGCCUAGCCCUACCCACAGUGCCCACUGCAGCUUUUACCGAACCCGCACUCUACAAACCCUCAGUUCUGAGAAAAAAGCCAAGAAAGUUCGUUUCUAUCGCAACGGAGACCGGUAUUUCAAAGGGAUUGUCUAUGCCAUCUCCCCCGACCGGUUUAGAUCUUUUGAGGCCCUGUUGGCUGAUCUGACCCGAACUCUGUCUGAUAAUGUGAAUCUGCCCCAGGGAGUGAGAACAAUCUACACCAUUGAUGGUGCCAAGAAGAUUUCCACCUUGGACCAGCUAGUGGAAGGGGAAAGCUAUGUGUGUGGUUCAAUAGAACCUUUCAAAAAACUGGAGUACACGAAGAAUGUAAACCCAAAUUGGUCAGUGAAUGUUAAGACAACAUCCACUUCCCGUGCGGUGCCGUCUCUUGCCACUGUCAAAGGAAGUCCUUCAGAUACAAGAGAGAAUAAGGAUUUCAUUAGGCCUAAACUGGUCACCAUCAUCAGGAGUGGUGUGAAACCACGUAAAGCAGUCCGGAUUCUGCUUAAUAAGAAGACAGCACAUUCAUUUGAACAGGUUCUUACUGAUAUAACUGAUGCCAUCAAGUUGGAUUCGGGAGUGGUUAAACGCCUGUACACACUGGAUGGAAAACAGGUGAUGUGCCUUCAGGAUUUCUUUGGUGAUGAUGACAUUUUUAUUGCAUGUGGACCAGAAAAGUUCCGUUACCAGGAUGAUUUCUUGCUAGAUGAAAGUGAAUGUCGGGUAGUGAAAUCUACUUCCUAUACCAAAAUAGCUUCAACAUCACGUAGGAGCACCACCAAGAGCCCGGGUCCAUCUAGACGCAGCAAGUCUCCUGCCUCUACCAGCUCAGUUAAUGGAACCCCUGGUAGCCAGCUUUCUACUCCCCGCUCUGGGAAGUCUCCAAGCCCAUCUCCUACCAGCCCAGGAAGCCUGCGAAAACAGAGGAGCUCCCAACACAGUGGCUCCUCUACCUCAUUAGCAUCCACCAAAGUUUGCAGCUCCAUGGAUGAAAAUGAUGGACCUGGAGAAGAAGUGUUGGAAGAAGGCUUCCAGGUUCCAGCAUCAAUAGCAGAAAGAUAUAAAGUUGGAAGGACUAUAGGAGACGGAAAUUUUGCUAUUGUAAAGGAGUGUAUAGAAAGGUCAACUGGUAGAGAAUAUGCUCUGAAAAUCAUAAAAAAAAGUAAAUGUAGAGGAAAAGAGCACAUGAUCCAGAAUGAGGUAUCCAUUUUAAGAAGGGUCAAACAUCCCAAUAUUGUUCUUCUGAUUGAGGAGAUGGACAUGCCAACUGAGUUGUACCUUGUCAUGGAACUUGUAAAGGGAGGAGACCUUUUUGAUGCCAUUACCUCCACUAACAAAUACACAGAGCGGGAUGCCAGUGGAAUGCUGUACAAUCUGGCCAGUGCCAUCAAAUACCUCCAUAGCUUGAACAUUGUUCACAGGGAUAUCAAACCUGAGAAUCUACUGGUUUAUGAACACCAAGAUGGAAGCAAGUCUCUGAAGCUGGGAGACUUUGGGCUGGCAACAAUAGUGGAUGGACCUCUUUACACAGUCUGUGGGACCCCUACAUAUGUAGCUCCAGAAAUCAUUGCAGAAGCUGGAUAUGGCCUGAAGGUGGACAUCUGGGCAGCUGGUGUGAUUACUUACAUCCUGCUGUGUGGCUUUCCUCCAUUCCGUGGAUGUGGAGAUGACCAGGAAGUGCUUUUUGAUCAGAUUUUGAUGGGCCAGGUGGAUUUCCCAUCUCCAUACUGGGAUAAUGUUUCUGAUUCUGCAAAGGAACUUAUCACAAUGAUGCUUCAGGUAGAUGUAGAUCAGCGAUUCUCAGCCUUGCAAGUUCUCGAACAUCCGUGGGUUAAUGAUGAUGGCCUUCCAGAGAAUGAGCAUCAGCUUUCAGUAGCUGGGAAGAUAAAGAAGCAUUUCAAUACAGGGCCUAAACCCAACAGCACAGCAGCUGGAGUUUCUGUCAUAACAACCACCGCUCUUGAUAAGGAGAGGCAGGUUUUCCGACGAAGACGCAACCAGGAUGUGAGGGGACGUUAUAAGACUCAGCAAGCUCCACCUGAACUCAACUCUGAAUCGGAAGACUAUUCACCAAGUUCAUCCGAGACUGUUCGCUCACCUAACUCACCCUUUUAAUAAAACACUUUUGCUCAAAGUCUUGGCUUAACCCUUUGAGAUUCUGAAAAUCCUCCAAACCUAUGUGAAACGGUUACAUCUGAUCUAUCUAGCACUAAUGCUCGAAUGAUGGAACAGAAAAGGGUGUUUACAGUAUCUUUGUAAUAAUAAUUUCCUAACUGACUGAAAUGAUACUUGUGCUCUGUCUAGAUUGUGACUUGCUGCUAAUAUGAUCCUCAAAGGGUUAAGACUAUUUUGCAUUUUUUUAAGAUAAGAGCAAUGAAUGUUUUCAUCAGUCAUGCUAGGACCCGCAGUUUGUAAUUUUAGCACAUGUUAACCCUCUGAGUGCAUAAUAAUCUUUAACCUUGAUGGCCCAUACUAGGGCUUUAUUGAUUUAUAUGCACAUAUCUUUCCCCCCAUCUCCUUAGUUCUUUUCCCAGUGUUCUGGCCAAAACAAUAUUCAAAUGCUACUCUGUUUGAGAGAUUGCAAAUGGGAGUUUUUAAAAAUCUUGUUUUAAAGCAGCGUAUUCUAAACUUCUAUGAUAUUCUACCACAGAGGGCUGACCAUUAUUGGUAGGUGCCAUACAGGAUAAGUGGAAAAUUGGUGGUAGGAUUGCCUCAUAACAAUCUACCUAAGGUGACGUGACAAUACCAUCAAAAUUGUUGCUUCCACAUUAUUGGCUGCUAGCGGCUGUCGUGUAGUAGUGGCAGAGUCAUGAGAAGUGGGUGAAGGACACAUUCUAUCAUGCUUUGGUAUGUAAAGAUCUAAUUCUAAAACUUUCCCUGGCCACACACACAAGAAUGUACAGAUGGGGAAGAGCAAUUAGUUUCUCUGGAGCAUUGGGAUUUUGAAGAGGGAAUACUCCUCUCAAAACAAUCAUGUUUUUUCAUAAAUACACUGUGAUUACUACCAGGAGAGAGACUUUUAAGAGAGAGAGAUGAAAAAUCCAGCAUUAAAGGAAAGAGAAUUACCCUUACAAUAGUUACAUUAUUUAUAAAUUGGGGGAAAUACCUGGCAUGUUAACAUUUAAGAAAAGCCUUUGGGUGAAAUCCUGCUGUCCUCAUUGACAUCAAUGAGAAUUUUGUCUUAGAGUGGAAAAACUAAAAACUAUUCAUCUAGCGGAUCUGUGCUAUUAUAUACAGAGGGUGUGUGUGUGAAAAACACACAUGUGGGGUGUUAAACCUCAAGUCAGUGUGUUAGCAUUUCAUUUCAUCCUUGUACAAAGAAAAGCCAAUUCACAGAGAAGUUAUACUUCAUAAACUUUUGCUUCAAAUAGGAUCAUUUGAGUGAAAACAGUCCCAUAUUCUCACAAAAGUGGCACUAGUUGAGUGAAAAAUGACACAUUUCCAAAUUUUGAUUUUCAAAAUUAUAAAUAAAUAUAAGACCCGAGCAGAAAAUAUUAACUUUGAUGUUUCACAUGUUGGUUUUACAUUUUGGGGCUGUGCUCACAGAACUCCCAUGGAAAACCAUGAGAAUUCUGAAGGUGAGGGUCUUGUAGGAUCCAUCCUACUAUUGAUUUGCAUUCCUAAAGUACCAGUCACUGGAGUAGCCAGGUUCCAUCUUUUUCUGAAAUCUCAAAAGAUUCACUGAAAGACAUGUGUGUAAAUAGUUUAGGUCAAUUCCUUUCUCUUCUCUACUCUCUUUAGAAUGUGCCCAUCUCUCCUUAUGUCCAGUGUAAGGUUUUUAUAUUUCAAACAUUGAACACAUUUUGAACCAAGGGAACCUCAUUUCACAAGUUUUUAUUCAAGUGAUGGAAAACAUUGAUUAGAGUUCUUUGGUUUCGAUCUAUCCAUUUGAUUGUGGGGGAGGUCCCUGAUGGCUCUGCAUAGCCCCAUUGACUUUAGUGGGAUGCAGCACACAAGUGUAAGGAUCUCAAUCAGAUUACAGGAUUGAGGCCUUUAUUGGCAACUGAAGCAUAAUUAACAGAGGAACACUGGUUAAAGUAUAAAAUUAAUUGUGCCCCAAGCAGAAAAACUCAGCAGGUUUCUGGGGAACUCCAUAGGGGUAAUGGAAUAUGUAGCUACAGCCCAACUAAACGUCAGAGUUUGGAGUGUGCUUCCUGGCUAUUUUGCCUCCCUUGUCAAGGUCAGGGGAAAGGGCGGAAGAGCUAUAUAGUGGCAGAUCAUCUGACCCUGCACAACCACCCCUAAAAAGUCACUGCACAAAGAGAUUUCAUGGUAGGUAUGAAAUCAUCUUGGUGUCACCCCAUUGGGCAGCAGUACCACAGCAAUUGCAUUACAUAAGUGUCCUCUACUCUGGCGAAAGAGUGGGUAGGAUUUGGCCCACAGUGAAUCAAUAUUCACAGCUAGGUCCUCAGCUUGUGUAACUCAGUGUAGCUCCUUUGAAGUCAAUACCGACUUACAGCAGCUUAUAUAGCCCCUCACAUUAUAAUACAGCCUUCCCUUUAGAACAGAUGCAACUUGAUGCAAAUAUAAAGAUAUUUAUAUGGCAAUCAGAAGUGUCCAUUAAUAACACGUGCUUUUUUGACUAUCAGCAAAACGGCAGUUUCAAAGGAACAAGGACAAAGUUCGUUCGUUCUUAAUUAAAUAGAGGAGUUGGGGAAAAAACAGGUAUGAAACAAAUGCUUCAUCUCAUGAAUGUGUAGUGUCAUUUGAGAUCUUCCUAUCACCUUUGCUUUUGUUUUAGACUCCAGGGCUAUCAUUAAAAUAAGAUGUUUGGCUCCAUCGUACACCAUAUUGUACCACUUAAAACAUAUAUAAAAAUAACCCCAGCCCCUGAAAUUUCCACUCAUCCCUUGCAAAUUCUGAUCUUUGGCUCACGUUUUACUGACCUAACUCCUAUAACAUUUUACAGUUAUAUUCUUUAGGCCCCUUCAAGAAUGUGCACCAAAUUGUUGAAUGGGGCCUUUUCAUGGUUUCAAGAAAAACGAUCGGAAUAUUUUAACAGUUUUAAAAGAGGGGGUAUCAGGAUUAUAAAAUUAAGGUUUCAGAUAGUUAAUGGUUGAUGCUUGUUUGCCAAAGAAAUACAAGGCCAAAUUUUGCCUCUACUUACACCUUUGUAACCCCACUAAGUUCCUGGGUGUAACUGAGACCAGAAGGUGGGACCCUUAGAAUAUCUAAACUUUAGUCAAGGAAACUGAACAGAUUGGGGCUAACAGACAGUUUCUAAUAUGAAUGCACUUAAAAAUCUAAUAUGAGAGCAUAUGGCAUAGUAGUCAUUUUACUGUAAACCAUCCAAUAGCUUCACUUUACACAUUAUAUUGGUGCUAAACAUUAAACUAAAACAAAAAAGAAAAUAUGCAUUGUAUUUACAGACUGUAAAUGCACCACUUCAUUAUUUUUUAUGCAUGUUGCUAACUGUCUGUCUCUUCUGGUGAGUUUACCUGCAGUAAACUAACUUUAUGGUAAAUGCAAUACUCAUCUGUGAUGGUGCCCUUCCCAUCUUUGUGCAUUUUGAGUAUUGUGCUGAAUAAAUUUAGAAUGUGAUUGAUCAUGUGAAAAGGGAAAUCAGCAACCCCAUUAUAUAUAAUCUUAUUAGCAUUUAUCUACAAAAAUAUCCAGGAUAUUAUAGUUGUACUCAGAGGGUUAACAGAAAAGCACAAGGCAUGCUGAUUACAUUGGUGUAUCCAAACUGCUUUGCUUUUUUAGCCAGUGUUUGCUAAUUUUUCAGAAAAUUCUUGGAAAAUUUAAAGUUUAAAAUAAUUUAAGUGUUGUUGUUCAAGGAAUUUCUAUAACCAAAUUAAUCUUAUUUUUAGUUUAACUUAUCACAGGAAUAAUAUGUAUCAUUAACGCAGUGUAAGUCUGUAGUUAUAAAUUUUAUUAAUUCCACAAGUGAUUCAAGAUUUUUUUAAAGUACUUAAUAUAGAGCUUACAAUGGUGGCAUAGGUGACUGAGACUGUCUUUCUUUUUGGUAAACAAACAAUAUUGUAAUUUCAAGAGAGUCCUAAGAACCAGCUUUUCAGUUUGGUAGUGUACUAGUUAGGGAAAAGCGAUCUCAUUACAUGCAUUGUGUAAAUCUUUGUAGAUGAGAACUGUUCAUAUGAAUGAACACACUUUUUUUCUUGACAUUGUAGCAGAAACUGUUUACUUGUUGAUGAUCAACCAAUACAUUAAUUUGCUUCAGACUGUUACAGGGGAAAGUGAGACUCCAGUCAUUGAAAAUGUUAUUGCUUUACAGUAGCCCUCAUCUAAUUUAAAUGUGGUGCAUACUACAAUAAGCAAAGCCAAACCUGUGAAUAAAUUACUCAAAAAGCUUGGUGGUUCUGUAUUAAGUGGAGUGCUUACAUAUAAUAGCGUUGUAGCACUGAGGCUCGUCAGGUACUGUUGAAAUUGAAAUAUAUAUAUAUAAUAUGAGCUAGAAUGCAAUCCUUUACUCUGAGGCAUAUUUCAUUUCUUUCUUUCUUUUUAAAGAAAAAUUGGUUCUGGGGGUCGCAAUGCCACAGGUCAAGUGCAUUAAAUCACUGUUAUUUGCUGCACCAUGGUACACAUUAGCAAAUGGCAUCCCCUGUAUUUAGUUUAAAUUGUGGGCAGGGAGAGGUUUCCUAAUGUUAUUGCAGUGCCCUCUAGCACUGUCAUGACUAAUAUUUCCAUUCUAAACUCCUAAUCUCAAUGGUUUUUAGUUUGAUCGUAAAAAUAUGCUUCAGGCGGAUAUGUGGCACAUGAUUCCUCAUCCCAGAGUGAUUCUUCUCCUAAAAUAUGAGGGAAAUCGGCUUGGCCCUUUUGACAUUUAUGUCCUAGAAGUAUGUACAAAAAAAGGGGAGCUUGCUUUGGGCCAUUUUUGUGUGGAUAAUUCAAACAUGGCAUGGUUUUCACACAAGUUUUACAGGCUUGGACUACAGCGUUGACAGAUCAAAACUUUUGGGUGCUUCGAAAACCAGUAAGAAAACUCGGUUGUUGAGAGAGGGGCUAUUCCAGCAAUUUUAUUGCAACAAAAAAAAAAAUAGUUUUUUCAAGUUCACAUGGUAAUAGUGUGUAUUCUUCCUUCUGCGUGCUGAUGGAAUCGUACAGUUUAAGGCCAGAGGUCAUCUAGUCUGACUUCCUGCAUACCACCGGCAACCACCAACACCCAGCCUCAGGCAAAAAAGCCUCCCGCCGCCCCCCCCCCGGGAGCGCAGCAGGGGAGGGCGGCGAGCCCGGCCGGGGUCCUGCUCUCCCCGGCCGGCCGGAGCGCCGAGGGGAGGGCGGAGAGCCCGGCCGGGGCCCCACUCUCCCCGGUUGGCCGGAGCGCCAGGGGAGGGCGGCCCUGCUCUCCCCGGCCAGCCGGCUGGAGCGCCGGGAGGAGGGCGGAGAGCCCGGCCACGGCCCUGCUCUCCCCAGCCGUCCAGAGCGCCGCCCCCCUCCAGGUGCCGCCCCAAGCAUGUGCUUGGUAGGCUGGUGCCUGGAGCCGGCCCUGCCCAGCACCCACACACUAAACCAAACAACCAAAAUUACACUACAAUAUUACAGCCCAGAGGAUACUCAAUUAUUACAUGCCACAGGGAGAGAAUGGGAGGAACCAAGGUGCACCAGUACCAGAGGUUCCUGCAAUGGCAGAGAAUUAAGUGUAAUUUCCAUUACCAAGAGUGUGAGUUACUCAAUACAUCAAAUGCUGAAUGUGGAUUUUGUAGAAUUUCUGUGGAGCAUAUGAACUCAUACAACUUGAUUUUCCUCUCACAUUUAGGACUUGCUCCAUAGAAGAAAAUGGAGUUACACCAAUGUAAAACAGGUGUAAGCAGAAGAAUUGGGCCCAUUGUCACUUAAAUGACAAACUUAUCAUAGUAACAUUAGGACUGGAUCCUCAGGAGCUCAGAACUGUGGAGGUUAUCAAAAGACUGUUUUAAAAAUUGAAUAUACACACUCUGAUUUGCAAUAAAUCCAUGUGCAACAGGUAACCUCACUGCUCAAGCACUAAUCUGAAACAAAUUUGCAUUUGCCAAGGGGUGCAGUUAAUAUCUCUCUCUUACGCACGCACGUUCUUUUAGAUCCCAAAACAAAGCUGUCUCCUAUAUACGCUACAAGAGAACUCCUGUAGCUAUUCACAAUAGUGUUAUAUGGUCUAUUGGGGAAAAUAGGUAUUUUUAAAAAAUUCCAUAAUAAACAUUUUUUAUAAAUUCCCAAUUCUAGACCAUACCAGCUCCAUUUGGGAAAACAAAAUUUCCAGAAGGACCUUUUAUGUACACAUUUUUAUAAAUUUGUAUUUUUACUUGAACAGCCCAUGUUUAGUAUCUUUGGAUUGCCCUGCCAGAUCAGAGGUUCAUCCAGUUCUGUACUCUCUCUCUGAUCAUGGUCAGGACUAGCUGCAUCAGUGGCAGGAACAAGAAACACAAUAGUGGACUGUUACGGAAUGAUCUACCCACAGUGAAGACGUCCUCCUAACUCUGGUUAGUGAUUGACUUCUUAUAGAAUCAUAGAACUGGAAGGGACCUCGAGAGGUCAUCUAGUCCAGUCCCCUGCACUCAAGGCAGGACUAAGUAUUAGCUAUGCCAUCCCUGACAGGUGUUUGUCCAACCUGCUCUUAAAAAUCCCCAAUCAUGGAGAUUCCACAACCUCCCUUUGCCCUGAAACAUGAAGGUUAAUCCUUUCCAAGACAGUUUAUCCUGAGUUGGUCUUUGGAAUUAAUUUGUUUAAACACCCAACAUCUUUAAAACAAUCUAACCCAGUGUUUGCACAAUAAUAGACUGUGUGGACUAUUUGCAAUGAUUUUACAACGGACAACAGAUUUUAAAGAUACUCCACGUGAAUACAUUUCCAUAUAUGCUUCCUUUUUAAGGCAGAUGUAUAACAACAGAAAUUAGUACUCAUACACAAAUAUAUUCAGACAAUGUUAGGGUCAUAAGCUGAUGAAAACUGUGCUUUGAGAUGUCAUAUUUAUGGUGCAUUAUAAACUAUUUGAAUGAAUGGGCUUCAGGAUUAGGCCGUGGCAUAAUAAAUUAGGAGCUAAGGGUGAAAUGCCAUCUUUCAUUUGCCUUGUUGUGUUCCGGUUUAGCAACUGAAGUGGUCUCCUAUCAAGGGACCUCAGAUCAAUGAAAGAUUAUCUGCAACACAUAAACACAAUGGGUUGAGUGUAGAAUGAAAUAACAAAGGUCUGGUCUUUCAAAAGUGUGUGAUAGAUUUUAAUUUUCUUUAGUAAAGAAAAAGGCAAUUACAUCUCUAAAUUAUGGAUCUGAACUUUUGACAAUUUGAGGUAGACCAGGAAUUUUACUUUGUAGUCUCUUUGUAAUUAUUUUAUUGUAGUUGUGCUUUACAUUUAAGGUGAAUUCAAUUCUUGAAAACUUUUGAUAUCAGUUUUUAAAAGAAAAAAAUCUGAUUGAAUUAUGCUUUAAUCCAGGGGUAGGCAACCUAUGGCACGUGUGCCAAAGGCGGCACGCAAGCUGAUUUUCAGUGGCACUCACGCUGCCCGGGUCCUGGCCACCAGUCCGGGAGGCUCUGCAUUUUAAUUUAAUUUUAAAUGAAGCUUCUUAAACAUUUUAAAAACCUUAUUUACUUUACAUACAACAAUAGUUCAGUUAUAUAUUAUAGACUUAUAGAAAGAGACCUAAAAACAUUAAAAUGUAUUACUGGCACGCGAAACCUUAAAUUAAAGUGAAUAAAUGAAGACUCGGCACACCACUUCUGAAAGGUUGCCGACCCCUGCUUAAUCAGUUGAAUUCCUACUAUAUUUAUUUCCCCCAGUGAGAUGUGAUGCAGAGGAAGGGGAAGUCCUGAGUAAUUCCCAAAGGACAAUUUGCCAUUUACAAUGAUUGUUGGUGUGUACUCUGGAAAAAAAAUUAUUGCAUCUGGUGCAAGGUUAAAGACAUAUCUGCUAUUUUGAUUUUAUUAAGGAAUUAAUAAUAGCCUUUUAUAUUCUGUCUGAAAGAAAUUAUUAAAGGAUUAGUUGAGUGUGAAAUUAAAUAGCACUUUUCUCAUGCAUGCUAAAGCGGUGUCUGAAGAACUGGUUGCAUUUAAGUUUCUAAAUGGUUUUGAUUUUGUGCAAGAGAAAAAUCCCAUGUUUCCUUUGAAAAUACAAACUUUGCAAGUGCUAAGCGGUUCAGAUGACAAAGGUUAAUCUUUAAUUUUCAUGCUACUAAUUAAAUAACUUUCAAAUGAUAUGUAUCGAUGCAUAAAGCUGGAACAAAGUCAAAUGGCAUUUUUCAAAUCCCACUGGUUAUGCUAAUAAAUGUAGGUUAAUAUGGGAUGAGAUCUGAUAUGUUAACUUCCGAGCUAAGCUUUUAUAUUGUUGCUUGUUUUUAUGUAAAACAUUUACUUUCAAAUUAUAAUAAAAUAGUAGAAAAUGA
Messenger RNA from Malaclemys terrapin pileata, 10657 nucleotides. It is a transcript of the gene DCLK1, whose product is annotated as doublecortin like kinase 1. NCBI's taxonomy places the organism in Eukaryota, Metazoa, Chordata, Testudines, Emydidae. The transcript is spliced from 17 exons. Gene Ontology annotation, biological process: intracellular signal transduction; photoreceptor cell development; axoneme assembly. Bases 243 to 2465 code for a protein of 740 amino acids. Gene Ontology annotation, cellular component: neuron projection; axoneme. Gene Ontology annotation, molecular function: ATP binding; microtubule binding; protein kinase activity. The record is from RefSeq and is a predicted model, not a curated record.